AUGCCUAGCAAUCGCAACUACGACUUUCUGAUCAAGCUCCUUCUGAUUGGUGAUUCCGGUGUUGGAAAGUCAUGCUGUCUGUUGCGAUUCAGUGAAGACUCCUUCACUCCAUCCUUCAUCACCACUAUCGGCAUCGACUUCAAGAUCAGGACGAUUGAGCUGGAUGGCAAGCGAGUCAAGCUGCAGAUCUGGGAUACCGCCGGCCAGGAGCGAUUCCGCACCAUCACCACCGCCUACUACCGCGGUGCCAUGGGCAUUCUGCUGGUAUACGAUGUCACCGACGAGCGAUCAUUCCAGAACAUUCGUACCUGGUUCCAGAACGUGGAGCAGCACGCCACCGAAGGCGUCAACAAGAUCCUGAUCGGCAACAAGUGCGACUGGGAGGAUAAGCGCGUUGUAUCCACGGAACAGGGCCAGGCACUGGCUGACGAGCUCGGCAUUCCUUUCCUCGAAGUCUCCGCCAAGAGCAACAUCAACAUUGACCAGGCCUUUUACAGCCUGGCUGCCGACAUCAAGAAGCGUCUCAUCGACAACCAGAAGACUGACGUUGGUACCUCAUCAGGUGUCAACGUUGGCGAGAAGAGCGAGGCUGCCGGUGGCAAGUGCUGCUAA
Trichoderma harzianum CBS 226.95 is the source of this 612-nucleotide messenger RNA. RefSeq lists its product as hypothetical. Gene Ontology annotation, molecular function: GTP binding; GTPase activity. Gene Ontology annotation, biological process: protein localization to plasma membrane; regulation of exocytosis; protein secretion. Gene Ontology annotation, cellular component: endosome; plasma membrane. Lineage: Eukaryota; Fungi; Ascomycota; Sordariomycetes; Hypocreales; Hypocreaceae. The coding region runs from base 1 to 612 and encodes 203 amino acids. The transcript has 3 exons. The record is from RefSeq and is a predicted model, not a curated record.